Molecule: messenger RNA, 1136 nt
Organism: Lynx canadensis (Canada lynx)
Lineage: Eukaryota; Metazoa; Chordata; Mammalia; Carnivora; Felidae
Gene: TMEM106B
Product: transmembrane protein 106B
Exons: 6
Coding region: 445-1080 (211 amino acids)
Biological process (GO): lysosome localization; dendrite morphogenesis; lysosome organization
Cellular component (GO): lysosomal membrane
Source: RefSeq, a predicted model, not a curated record
ACUGCUUUUGACUUGGAACCACGGUUUAGCAGUACAAGAGCACCUGGUUCCGAGGGUCCCAAAUUGAUGAGGUUCGACCACUCACCACUAACAAUAUCCAAAGGCAGAGAGACAAGUGGUAGCGAAACAAGAGAAGAAUUUAUUUCAGUGAGGUCAGCAUGGGAAGACCGUGACUAAUGUCACAAAGAUUGUCUCCACAGUGCUAAAAAUACUUCUGAGUUUAUAUAAGGAAAAUGUGGGACAAAGGUGGAUGGGUACGUGCAGGUAGCCAGUAAAUUCAGAUCAUAAUUGUCUUGGGGUCUGGAAAGCCCUCAUUGCUUGAAGGGCGUGUUUUGCUUACCAUCACAGGAUGCUUGGCCCUCAGGGUCUUUUGCCUGAGAAGAGAUAAGCUGGAAAGAAGAAUUUAAGCACCUAGAAAGUACAGACUGAGGAGGAACAAGAGACAUGGGAAAGUCUUUUUCUCAUUUGCCUUUGCAUUCAAAUAAAGAAGAUGCUUAUGAUGGAGUCACAUCAACUGAAAAUAUGAGGAAUGGACUGGUUAAUAAUGAAGUCCAUAAUGAAGAUGGAAGAGGUGGAGAUGUCUCUCAGUUUCCGUAUGUGGAAUUUACAGGAAGAGAUAGUGUCACUUGUCCCACUUGUCAAGGAACAGGAAGAAUUCCUAGGGGGCAAGAAAACCAGCUUGUGGCAUUGAUUCCAUAUAGUGAUCAGAGAUUAAGGCCAAGAAGGACAAAGCUGUAUGUGAUGGCUUCUGUGUUUGUCUGUCUGCUCCUUUCUGGAUUGGCUGUGUUUUUCCUUUUCCCUCGCUCUAUUGACGUGAAAUACAUUGGCGUAAAAUCAGCAUACGUUAGUUAUGAUGUUCAAAAGCGUACAGUAUAUUUAAAUAUCACGAACACACUAAAUAUAACAAACAAUAACUAUUAUUCUGUUGAAGUUGAAAAUAUCACUGCACAAGUUCAGUUUUCAAAAACUGUUAUUGGAAAGGCUCGCUUAAACAACAUAACCAAUAUUGGCCCACUGGAUAUGAAACAAAUCGAUUAUACGGUACCUACUAUCAUAGCAGAAGAAAUGAGUUAUAUGUAGUAAGUUUUGAUAUUUGAAUAAUGUUCUCUCAUUAAAUUAUAAAAUAUCAAGAAUAG